UGCAAUGGUUGAACAGGGAGAAGAACAUUGAAACUUCGGUAGACAUUAGAGCAGGGACCUGCAAUGGUUGUAAUAGCGAGUUGAGCAUUGAAACUACAGUAGACAUUAGAACAGGGACCUGCAAUGGUUGAAGCAGGGAUGAGAGCAUUGAAACUUCAGUAGACAUUAGAACAGGGACCUGCAAUGGUUGUAGCAGGGAGGAGAGCAUUGAAACUUCAGGCUACAUUAGAACAGGGACUUGCAAUGGUUGUAGCAGGGAGAAGAACAUUGAAACUUCACUAGACAUUAGAACAGGGACCUGCAAUGGUUGUAGCAGGAAGAAGAACAUUGAAACUCCAGUAGACAUUAGAACAGGGACCUGCAAUGGUUGUAGCAGGAAGGAGAGCAUUGAAACUUCAGGCAAAAUUAGAACAUGGACUGGCAAUGGUUGUGGCAGGGAGAAGAAAUUGAAACUUCCGUAGAUAUUAGAACAGGGAUGUGCAAUGGUUGUAGCAGGGUGCAGAACAUUGAAACUUCUGGAAACAUUAGAACAGGGACUGGCAAUGGUUGUAGCAGGGAGAAUAACAUUGAAACCUCAGUUAAAGUUGGAACAGGGACAGGCAGUAGUUGUAGCCAUAUAUGAAGGAUCUGAGAGGUUUAACUUUACUACUUACUUAAUAUGGUCGAUGGGAGAUACAGUUGAAAGGAUAAAAUCAAAAAGAAGACUGAGAAAUUGGAAGAACUUGUAAGAAAAAUUCAAAAAGUGGACGGGGAAAAGAUGGAACAUUGAGAGAAAAAAAUUCAAUAAUCUAAAAUGAUUAUCAGUACUCAUUAAUGUGAAGAAAGCAUAAAAAAGCAGAAUAAAUAUAAAUAGUGAUUGGGUAAAUAGACUAUGGAGCAUACAUCUUCCUUUCCAAUACAGAAGCUUCUUAAUAAAAAGAACAAGCAAAAGACAUCUGAUCGAUGGAAGAUAGCAGCAAACAUCAUUAUUCCAUUAGUAUCUUUACGCCAGGCAUCAGAGAACAAAAGAAGACAAAGUUUUGAAAACCCAGAAAACAUUGAAAAUUUCAGUGACAAAGAUAAAAAUGCUAGACUUGAGGAACAGAUGAAGCUUCACCACCUUCAACAGUUGAUGAAAGAGUUUGUAAACCAUAAGCCAGAGGGUGUAGUUAUUCAGGAAGCAUCAACUUAUUUCCCACCAAAGGUGAAGGAACGGGCGCCGGGCAUGAUGAACCUCGAGGAAUUCAAAACAACUGUGUCCAGAGUUUUAAAAACAAAUGAAUAUGAUGAAUAUUUGGAGAAAUUAUUUUUGAAGCUUGAUUCUACAUGUGAUGGGUAUGUAGACUGGAAUGAAUUCUGUACAUACCUACUGUUGUUGUACAGAGAAAAUGAUUACAUGAGCACAAAAAGAGAGAUUCCAUUCCUGGCUGAGGCUAAAAUUACACAUGUCAUUCACAAUAGGCAAGAAGUAACAACUAAGAUGAUCACAGUGGAUAAUCCAACAAGAUAUGUCUCAUUUAGUAAGGAAGGAGUGAUCAACAUAUGGCAUCCACAUAUGAGUUAUCCCGAAAAACAUGUUGUCAUGAUGGAUGAAAGUACAGAACAGUCCAAUCAAAAACGUCGUUACAAAACUUGGAUAACAGAUGCUGUAUACAUGCCAAACUGUAACAAGAUUGCUAUAGCAACAACUAGUCGAGACAUCAGAUUCUAUGAUUGUUCUACAAAUCAGUAUUAUUUAGAAUUUCAUUUACAUGCUAUGACAGAUGUAGCUAGUUGUUUAGAUUAUUGGUAUGAUCAUAAGUUCCCUAACAGUCCCUCGUUGUUACUGGUUGGAGUAGACUCUGGUGCAAUACAUCUGCUAUACUUCCAAAGACCUGUCACCAGACUGUUUGCCUCUCAAAAUAAGAGUGAAAGUGGAGUAGUCAGGGUUCCAUGGAAUAAAGUAGCCAUCAAUCAAGACAGAGAGGACAAAGAUAAAGAUGAUAUGAAGAAAUAUGUACUGUAUGAUAAAAUGUACCAUGAGAAACCACGAGUCCCUCCUAAUGCUGUCAGACAAGUCAGAUACAUCCCAGAUAAAAAUAGUAUCAUUUCAUCAACUAGUAGUUCUAAUAGAUCCCUCGUCAUUGCUAAUGUUACUAGUUAUCAGAACGAAUCAAAAGAAUUUACAGAUAAAGUGUUCAAGGAAUAUGUGUUUAACAUAGACAAGGGAGUAGAGUGUUUUGACUUUAAUAAGAACCUGAACUUGUUAGUUACUGGAAGUUUAGACCAUCUUGUUCGACUUUGGAACCAGUAUGUACCAACCAAACCCAUGUCAAUAUUGGAAGGUCAUGCUGUCGGAGUUAUAGGGGUCAAGAUACAUGAAGCAUUAGAGCAAGUCUUCAGUUAUUCUAAAGAUGCUGUAGUAAAAGUGUGGGAUAUUAAGGAACAGUCCUGUCUACAGACAGUGGGCCUCAAGUUUCCCAAUAGUAUACAUGGUAGAAUGCCAGAACAUGGAGAGUUUCCUAUUCAUCUUCAAUGUUCUCCCCAAGAUGCUCUGCUCGUCACAUGUAAUGAUUACAUUGGCAUGUUGAAACUUGGACGUUCAAGUCAACCGACAACAACACACACAGUCACUCAUGAUACACAGCUCUGUGGAGCAAUUUAUAAUCCUUUCUUUAAACAGGUUGUAACUGGAUGUGAUUCCUCCCAUGUUGCUGUAUGGGAAUUAGAGAGUGGUAAUAAAUCUAUUGUAUUUUCCAAUGCUCAUGGCAAUGAAGAGAUUACGUGUAUGGUUUUUGAUGAAUCCUGGAGAAGACUGAUAACAGGAGCUAGGAAUGGAACCAUUAAGGUUUGGAACUUUCAGAAUGGUCAUAAUUUACAUAAAUUAGAACCAGAGGAGGAGGCUGAGGUGACAGGGAUUCUGCCCCUUGUGGACAUGAAAAUGAUUAUAGCUGUUGGUUGGAGUAGGAAAAUCACAGUAUAUGAUGAUUCAGAUCCUGAUAACACUUACAUUGCUCCUAACUCCCACUGGAAAGGUGGACAGAUUCACAAAGAUGACAUUUUGACCUUGGAUCAUUGUCAUCCACAUUUCAUGGCAUCGGCAGGAUAUGAUGGGGAAUUAUGUGUGUGGAAUUUAGAAACCGAGAAAAUAUAUUUACGUUUAAGACAAGGACAGCCAUCUGACAUCUCUAAAGCAAUAGAAUUUUUAACUAGUCAAACUAGUAAUUUAAGUAGUAACCAAUCAACACAAAAUGGACAUCUUCCACGAUCACGACCAAAUUCACGUCCAAACUCAAGACAUCGAAGGGGUCACAGACUUCCUCAAGGACAGUCAGCUCCUGUAGAUAAGGUAUUGUUCCUUAAGACAAGAGUACCAUUGAGACAGUCGGAUGGUGCACAGCUGAUAUCUAGUGAGGCAGGCAAUAUAUUUUGGUGGUCAUUAUAUGGUACAAAACAACAAAUAGGUUAUUUUUAUGCCCCUGAUGACAAAGAUGAAUCAGUUUUAUCCAUGUGUACAGAUCAAGAUAAUGACAGACUUUUUACCAGUGAUACGCAAGGAAAUAUCAAAAUUUGGGAUAUAAAGAAUUACUGUACAAAGGCAGAAGAAAGGAGAAUUAAAUCUCCACCUCCCUUACUAGAGCAGUGGAAAGCACAUGAUUCACCAAUUGUCAGUAUAGAGUACAUACUCCAUGAGACUGGAGAAUAUUUAGUCACAGCAUCAACAGAUAAAACUGCCAGACUUUGGACAAUUGAGGGACAUUAUGUUGGUACUUUUGGCCAGAAAAAAUCCUGGAAUUUAAAGAACCCUAUGACUUGGAUGCACCCAAGGACACCUUGGACUACGAACUCGUCAAGUAAUUCAGAUAAAAGUGACAACAUAUCAGAUAAAAGUGAAACAGAAAGUAAGAAAAGUAUAAAUGACAAUGAAUCUUUUAUUAACACUGACCUGAAGAAGAGUAAAACACUGAGUAAAGACGCUGAAGCAGAUGUGAAUGUAGAUGUUAUCAUGAAAGAUAGAGAGUCCAUUGUUAAUGGUGACAUCACUGAAGACCCAACAGAUAGCAGUAUUUUAGCACCUAACCUUAAAAUCAGGGCACAGACAUUUGCACUGGGUGAAAGGUCAAAGACAAUAUUAGGUGCAAGAGUAACACAACACUUACAAAAUGUCAAGGAAGCUAGGAAAGAACGACGUAAAAAGUUUGGAGAAGAAAUUGAUUUCAAAUCUACCAUGAGAUAUGGCAAAAUUUGUUCUCCUUUCCAGGCAGUUCAAACGAAGGACAUAAAUGAGUCUUGCCUCCCUACCAAUCUUCCAUUAAGUCAGCAGAUGUUAGAAAGAGGAAUCACAGCCAUGACUGAUGAUCUACUUUUACAGUUUGACUUCUCAUUAGGAAGUAUGGACACUCCCACAGUUGACACUGAGAAAAAGAAAUUAACUAAAACAAAUUUACCGGAAAAAUCACAAACUUCACAUGGUAGAAGAUCUGUAGUGAGAGUUACACCACCCUUUAAGAAAAAUAACACAAUUUUAUGAGAAUAUUUUCAUUUACACCUGUGUCUUUCAAUGUUCUUGUGUUUCAUAAUAAGGCUAAACAAAUUAUGUGUGUUUAGGUUUUCUUCCAAGAAAACUAUUAUAAGUAACUUUUAUUUAUUUUUGGGAGAAUGGGGGUCAAAAGCAAGAAAAUAAGUUAGCAGUAACAACAAAUGUGGUGUUGAAUUGUUUGAUAGAUGAAAAGUUUAUAAAUAAAGUAGUCCUUAUAAAAACAUUAGGGUUGUAGCUCAAAAUUAUGACCUGUUAAUAAACACUGAACAGAUGUAAUUUUAUUUGGCAAAUGGUCAAAGGUCAGAGUUGAGGAAAUUAUUUCUACUGAUAUAAAAGGUCUUUUUUCCUAAACUAUUGUUAGUAUUGCUCAAAAUUUAUUUAUAUAUAGGUUUAUUCUUAGAGAUGUCAAACUGUGUAUGAAAACUAUGUAUGAUAUGAUCUUGAAAAAUCUCAUUGUAUAAAGGGAGAAAACUUAUGUUAACCAGUAUAUCUGUGACAUAUAUUUUGUAUUCAUUUCAUUGUGAGUAGUAUACUAUACUGUGCUUUCUUGGUGAUAUAAAUUUGAUUAUUUUGUAACAGGUCUUCAGUUUGUUCCAAUACAUAUUUGUAGCAAUUGCCAUCUUAUGCAAAAUAAAAGAACAUGGAUAUGUAGCAAUUGCCAUCUUAUGCAAAAUAAAAGAACAUGGAUCUGUAGCAAUUGCCAUCUUAUGCAAAAUAAAAGAACAUUGAUCUGUAGCAAUUGCCAUCUUAUGCAAAAUAAAAGAACAUGGAUCUAUGUGUAAGAACAGACUAACUUGUCCACCACACAUAAUUCUUUCAUGCGCUACAUGCAUUUAUAAAUUAAUGUAGCCUUAUUAUCCACCAAUGUACAAAUUCCAAUAAAAUUAUUUGAAUUUUUUAUAGUAGCUACCGUGUAUUUAUGUUGUGAAUUAUUUUAUAAGAUUUUUCUGAUAUAUUUCUGAUCAUUAUGAUUUUUUGUUUUGGUAAAAAAAAAAUGAAAUGUUUUUUUUUAUCAGAUUGUAAAAUUUCAAGUGAAAUUAAGCAAAUAAAAAUCCAGUAUUAAAUAGUAAAUCAAUAUCCGUCCUUUAAAACAGUAAUUAUUCAAUAGAUGUAAAACAAGCAUUACAAUAUGUGUUAUAUGCCAGUUUAUGAAAUCUGUCCUGUGAUAGACAAUUCACUAUUACUUUAAUAUUGUUCUGAGAUAUUUUUAUAUACAGUAUCAUCCGUCCAUGUUAUUUGUGCCAUAUUGGGAUGAAUUCGGUUUUAUUUUACUUGGUUGUGAUUUAUGGUUAUACAUAUAAAAAAUAUUCUUGAUAAUAAAAAUUUGGAACUAA
This is a messenger RNA of Mytilus californianus (California mussel), 5832 nucleotides long. Its product is annotated as WD repeat-containing protein 49-like. The record is from RefSeq and is a predicted model, not a curated record. The transcript is spliced from 25 exons. Bases 872 to 4489 code for a protein of 1205 amino acids. Lineage: Eukaryota; Metazoa; Mollusca; Bivalvia; Mytilida; Mytilidae. Gene Ontology annotation, molecular function: protein binding; calcium ion binding.